Messenger RNA from Aureobasidium pullulans EXF-150, 2370 nucleotides. RefSeq lists its product as uncharacterized. Bases 1 to 2370 code for a protein of 789 amino acids. Gene Ontology annotation, cellular component: nucleus. Lineage: Eukaryota; Fungi; Ascomycota; Dothideomycetes; Dothideales; Saccotheciaceae. The transcript has 5 exons. The record is from RefSeq and is a predicted model, not a curated record. Gene Ontology annotation, biological process: regulation of transcription by RNA polymerase II.
AUGCAGCGUGCCAGAAAAAAAGGAAUGGCUGCACCUGUCCGUCGCUUGCUCAAACCCCCUGUGCUUGCUUUGCUUCCGCCGAGUCGCGCUGGUGACGAUGCUUCAGCCACGGAUGCGGUCAUUGACAGCCACAUCUGUGCUUGUGGCUGGGUCGAACGUGGCUUGUGUAAAAUGCAACACUCUUCUGGAAGGUGCGAAGAAUGCGCUGAGCUGGCGUGCAGCUGGCUAAAUCAGGAAGUACCCGAAAAUUCGUUCGUGGAGCUAGAGCAUACCACAGAAUGCCGAAAGCAGAAUAUGGUUGUCCAAGAGAACAUUCUCCUAAUUGAUCAGAAUCACGAAGAGAAGCCAGGAGAAACCACAAUCAUCUCAAAUUUCAUUGACGUCAUUCACCGGACCCUGAACGAAAUUAUGACAUAUCGGACUUCCUUCUCUUGCUCAGGCAUUCGAUCUUCUUUCAACUCAUCGACACCUGAUUCCUUUUCGACCAAACGAACAACACCAGCGAUCAACACCCCACACCAAUUGACACUGGAUCAAUCAUAUCAACAACAGCCUUCAUUCACAUAUUCUUUCGAUACGAAAUCGUUGGCACAAACAAACGACUGGCAUAUGUUUCCUGUGCAGAACCAAUCUACCGGACUGCUGCGGAAAGGACAAGGUCGAGGCCACCAGAGAAACGCGUCCGAGUCGACGGUCAACUCGACAGGCCCUUCAUCGCCGUUCAUGCAGAGCACCAACUACCCUUACAUCGCCAACGCCGAGCAGUCUCCUACAACAUCCUACUUCAGCGACAACGAUCAGUCAUACACGGUCGGCUACGCACCGUCCAAGCUUUCACACACCCCGGCGGCCCAUCUGGCCAUGCAAAAUAUGGCCAUCGACCAUCACAACUCGACAUUCAACGAGGAGAUUCCCGACUUUGCACACUCGUCGCGGCACUCGGUGUCGAGCAAGGGGCAGGACUCGCCGUCGACACCUCAGCCGAGGUCGAGUUCUGACCAUGAUGACGAUGAAAGACCGCCUCUCUACAAGAUGCCGACCAAUGGUGAGGAAGUACCAGAUCUGGAACUGUUUGAGCGAUACUUAUUUAUGAGCUCGCAACCAGACUACAAAGCCAAUGCCCCUCGCGUCGAGCUGAACCGCACAGAGUCGGCUGCCUUUGCAGACGAGCUCUUCAACCCAAACAACUCUGACUCGCUUCAGCCGCCAUCCGUGCAGACCAACCACAACAUGCUCUCGCCACACCGUAACUUGAUUGAUGAAAGGUUACGAACUGCCAACAGCAUUAGAUCACAGUCGCCCGUGGGAGACAUGUCUCGCGAGAGAUCUCCUUUUAGACAAAAUUCACCUUUUGCAGCUCCUGCUCCUCAGAACUUCAAGGGUCCCGGUCCUUUCCUGGCUACUGCCGCUGACUCAAGGCGCCAGCAGAGGGAAGAGGCAAGCGCUCGGGAGUGGAUGUCACAUCAGCCCAAGCUACGAAGAGAGGCUACCAAGACCAUGUCGCCCAAGGACGCUCUACUCGACUUCAACGAUAGCGAGGGCUCCGACAUGCCUCUGUUUGCAGACACGUUGCCUUCAGGCUACAACUUUGCCUCGAACAUGGCCGCGCCUCCGACAAACGUUGCUGGCUUCCGUGCUUCUUCGUCUGACCAGUCAAACAUUGCCUCGACAAACUUCAAUUUCUUGCCACCUCAGCAACCGCAGAUGCCUAGCAACCCAUACGCUCCCGCGUCGUAUCGCCCUACUGACUUCGGCUCCGAUCAGACACCGGACUUCCCUGCUCACCUGACUACUAUGGAGUCAUCUAUGAGCGAGGGUCCUGGUGCCUCUUCUCAGGGCAGCAUGGCUGCGCCUUCCAUUCCAAGGCCCCAGCAUACUACUGCCGAUACCGGUAGUUAUUCAUGCCCGAACGACGGAUGCUAUCAGCGAUUCGACUCUGCUGUCAAGCUGCAGAAGCACAGACGCGACCUUCAUCCCGCUCGGCAGUCCAUGUCUUCCACCGGUACUGCUACCUCAUCACCCGAGGAAGACGAUAGACGCUCGAGCUCACCUGUUCUCGCGCUUGGUAGUCUUGGUAGCUCCAUGACUGCUGCAGCGCUCGCCGAGCGAAACUCGCAGCAAGGUCCUCACAAGUGUACACGUACCAACCCGUCUACCGGCAAGCCAUGCAACAGCAUCUUUAGCCGCCCUUACGAUCUUACUCGACAUGAGGAUACUAUCCACAACCGACAGAAGCAAAAGGUGCGCUGUCAGUACUGUCGCGAAGAGAAGACAUUCUCUCGCGCCGACGCCCUCACCCGUCACAUGAGGGUCGUUCACCCCGAGAUCGACUUCCACGGCAAGCGUGGUAGAAAGGGUGAUCACUUCUAG